UGACACCUCCACUGCGGGGCUCGAUUCAUGUGGAAUUAACAAACACAACCACGACUUUGACAAUAGACUACUUGCACAGCGUUCGACACACUACAAUUCGUAUCGAAAACAUGAUAGCAGCAAGUUCAAACGGUUUUCUACAUGCAAUUCGGAAAACCCUCUCUUAUUCAACUCUCCUCUUCACAGCUCCAGUAGUGCUACUGAAUCGGUUUACUUCCGUUGUAAAUGCGCAGGCGCCAGAGAUGCGAUCAAUCUGAUAGAAGUUCUCAUGACGCAAUAGCAGGGACAGCUGCAAACUAUCUCAGCGAAAAUGGCUGUGGAGAAGCGCUUGGCAUUCUCUAUUGUGCAGUUCCUGCGAGAUCAAACUCACUGUGGUGCUUUGAAUUCCGAUGAGCAGGAAAGCCUCGAAGUUGCAAUACAAUGUUUGGAGACCACCUUCAAGAUCAACUCCAGUGACUGUCAUCUCGCAGCACCACAACCUCUCACUGAAAUAUUCCUCAAUUCUCUCCUCAAGAAUGAUCAGAAUAACCCGGAGCCACCAGAGACGUCCCCAUCACCAGAAGACACAGAGAGGGCAGAACAACUGAAGAAUGAAGGGAAUAAUCACAUGAAAGAGGAGAACUACAGCUGUGCGGUGGAAUGCUACUCAAAAGCCAUCAAUCUGGACCUCCGAAACGCUGUCUACUACUGUAACAGGGCUGCAGCCCACAGUAGACUGGGUAACUACACAGAAGCAACGGGGGACUGUGAGAGGGCCAUAGGGAUCGACCCCAGCUACAGUAAAGCCUAUGGGAGAAUGGGAUUGGCAUUUACUGCUAUGAAUAAGUUCCCAGAGGCCAUCUCCUACUUUAAGAAAGCUCUGGUGUUAGAUCCAGAGAACGACACCUACAAAUCCAACCUGAAGAUUGCUGAGCAAAAGCAAAAAGAGGCAGUCAGUCCUAUAGCUACGGGACUGGGAUUUGACAUGGCCAGCCUCAUCAACAACCCUGCCUUCAUCAGCAUGGCCGCCAGUGUGAUGCAGAACCAGCAAGUGCAACAGCUUAUGUCAGGGAUGAUGUCCAAUGCAGUGGGGGGUCCAGCAGCAGGAGUGGGAGGACUGUCAGACAUCUCCAGCCUGAUUGAAGCCGGUCAGCAGUUUGCCCAGCAGAUCCAGCAUCAGAACCCAGAGUUGAUCGAACAGCUGAGGCACCACAUCCGCAGCCGCUCCUUCAGUGGCAGCGCUGAGGAGCACUCGUGAUCCACACAGGAAGGGCAACCAUAUGACGUGAUUACAAUCUCUACACCCAUUCCUUAAACUCACAUCACCGGCAGAGCUGGAAUGAAGGGACAGAUAGAGAUGAGGACGAUGGCACUUCACUGGGACUGGGUCUUCAGAGAGGAGAGGAAACAUUUUACACACCCAAUCAGGAGACAGAGUAUCUAACACAUUCUAUGUAGACUGAACAAAAAUAUGAACACAACAUGUAAAGUGUUGGUCCCAUGAUUUCAUGAGGUAAAAUAAAAGAUCCCUGAAAUGUUCCAUACGCACAAAAAAGCUUAUUUCUCUCAAAUGUUGUGUCCAAAUUUGUUUACGUCCCUAUUAGUGAGCAUUUCUCCUUUGCCAAGAUGAUCCAUCCACCUGACAGGUGUGGCAUAUCAAGAAGCUGAUUAAACAGCAUGAUCAUUACACAGGUGCAACUUGU
Molecule: messenger RNA, 1682 nt
Organism: Salmo salar (Atlantic salmon)
Lineage: Eukaryota; Metazoa; Chordata; Actinopteri; Salmoniformes; Salmonidae
Source: RefSeq, a predicted model, not a curated record